GCCUAGGCAUGGGAAGGCGAGAACGUGCGAGGCUGUAGGAGGGACGGACAGGGACAAGAGGCCUCCUGGCCCAGCUUCUCCUCCUGGGGCCACAGGCAUUUGAAAAUACUGAUACCUUACUGCUGGGCAUUGCUCACCCUAAAGCUGCUGCAAUAGAGAGAUCCCAGAACCACAAACAUGAGCCAGCCAAAACGAUAAGAAUUCUUGCCAAAUCAGACUCCCAGAUAUCUGUCUCCAGAGUUCAGAGGAAGCACAAUGGCAGUUGAAGAUCAGCUAAAGAUAUGUGGCCACAAGAGGGAUGUUGAUGUCUUUGAGCUGUUCCUUUCUCAAAAGGAGCUGACAGAUGUUAUUGAUCUUUCUAGGUUUAGAAAAUUAAAAUACUUAUGGCUGCAUCAUAACAAGCUCCAUGAAAUAACAUUUCUAACUAGAAACUAUUGUCUGACAGAAUUGUAUCUAAACAACAAUGCAAUUAUUGAAAUAGAAGGCCUGCACUAUUUGCCUUCGUUGCAUAUACUCCUGCUGCACCACAAUGAGUUAACAAACAUCGAUGCAACAGUGAAGGAAUUAAAGGGAAUGCUAAAUCUGAAGAUCCUAAGUCUCUACCAAAACCCUUUUUGCCAGUAUAACCUGUAUCGUUUAUAUAUCAUCUACCACCUUCCAGGAGUAGAGUUUCUUGACCGAAAUCAAGUUACAGAAAAAGAAAGAAGAUCAAUGAUUACCAUUUUUAACCAUAAAAAGGCUCAUAUUCUUCAAUCAAUAGCAUUCAGAGGAAAAGUAGAUGCCUCAUGGAAUCCUAGAUCACCUUUAAAGCAAAAACCAGCCAAGACAGUACCUACAGAUUUUGCAUUUGGGAAUAGUGUAGACAAAAUUGUGUUUGAUGACCCAGAAGAUGCUGUUUUUGUCAGGUCCGUGAAGAGAUCAGCGAUGGCUUUUACCUCUCUGAACUGGAACACAGUUCCCAAACGGAAGGAAAAAUACCUCGAAGACAAAGGUGCCAAACCUGCUCAGAUGCUCACAAUUACAUUGAGAUAACCCCUGGUAUUUCUCGGAACCCUGGUGGUUAUCAGUUGUGUAUUAAACUUCUCCAUGAUUAGCAUUGUUAUUAUGACGUUAUUUGAAACACUUAAAUAAAAACAUAAACGCUAUAAUGAACAACAUAAACUGAUAAACAAAAACAGAUCCAGAGACAGAGAAGCAUCGAUCAGAUCAGACCGUCAAACCUCAGAGGGAAAGUAGGGGAGGGUGAGGGUAAGGGGGAGAGAUCAAUCCAAGGACUUGUAUGCAUGCAUAUAGGCCUAACCAAUGGACACAG
Myotis daubentonii (Daubenton's bat) is the source of this 1312-nucleotide messenger RNA. It is a transcript of the gene LRRC72, whose product is annotated as leucine rich repeat containing 72. Gene Ontology annotation, molecular function: protein binding. NCBI's taxonomy places the organism in Eukaryota, Metazoa, Chordata, Mammalia, Chiroptera, Vespertilionidae. The transcript has 10 exons. The record is from RefSeq and is a predicted model, not a curated record. The coding region runs from base 256 to 1032 and encodes 258 amino acids.